UCUUACAUCUAUCUAUCUUACUUACCUACUUGCAGAUUAUCAUUUGCUGAAUCCCUUGAAUCCCUAGUCAUUCAAUCCCAUUCUCAUGUCUAUCUACAGAAGUCAUUUCUUGUCAAAGUCAAGCAUAUUCUCUAUCCCUAUCCCUUUUACUCUUCGGAAACCUCUCUCUCCUUCUCACUCUCACUCCCCUAUCAUCAAAUUGUCAAUCAGUGCACCAACAAUGUCUACGUCCAAUCAAGCAUUAGUCCUCAAAAAGCAAAUUGAACUUCUCCAAAAGAAAUACACCGCAUGUGAUAUUGCAGAUGCUCUUGUCAAGCUCAAAGUGUCAGGUGCCGGUUUCCUUCCCGACCUCAAACCUGCUUUUACUUCAAUAUCUGAAUCUUUCAACACAAUUACUAUUGCUCCUGUUUCAACUGUUAUUUUUGCCGCAAAAAAUAGCACAGAUCUCUCCAAUUACCCCACCGCAAACAUUCCCACUGAUAAGCAUUGGGUCGAUCUCACCGUGUCUGACUCGAUCGUGAUUAUCAGUCAACCCGAGGGACAAAAGAAUGCCGUGCUAGGUGGAAUCAUGGCGAUGAGGGCUCAGGUUCUUGGCGCAAAAGGUGUGGUCGUUAGUGGAAGGGUCAGAGAUCUUCAAGAGUUAGAGGCUACUGGAAUACCUGUAUGGUCCCGUGGCACAUCAAUUGUUGGGGCUGGUGCUGAAUCCAAGCCCCACGCUGUUCAAGUGGCGUUGAGAAUUGACGGCACAGACAUUCACCCUGGAGAUUUGGCAUUUUGCGAUCCUGACAAUGGCGUGGUCAUCAUUCCACAAGGAAAGAUAGCCGAUGUUGUCUCCAUUCUGCCAGAUCUUGUUGCAGCGGAUGAUCGUGUAAAAGAAGAAGUCAUGAAAGGAAUGUCGGCCCAAGAAGCAUUCAAAAAGCAUCGAGGAUGAUAGUCUGUUGAAGAUGCAUGCUUAAGUCACUGUGGUUGCUAUGUUUUUAUUAUACGCUGUUAUUUUUGGCUGCCAUGAUGCCAUGCAAAUAAAAAUGAAACUUGGGCUGCAUUCUUAGACAACCUCGCGGCUUUUGGUCUGGCUACUUUCACGAUAGUACCUUAGAAGUAUAGAACACAUACGACGGCCUCAUCUAAACAUGGUAUUUGAGGGGAAUAUAGCUCGCAGUAAACACUACAAUCGUUUAAACACG
Molecule: messenger RNA, 1184 nt
Organism: Botrytis sinoallii
Lineage: Eukaryota; Fungi; Ascomycota; Leotiomycetes; Helotiales; Sclerotiniaceae
Exons: 2
Coding region: 86-931 (281 amino acids)
Source: RefSeq, a predicted model, not a curated record